GCCGGUGUCACCGCUCGACGCGCUCCUCCAACCCAGCCCAGCCCAGGAUGGCGGAAGUGGAGAUCUCGGCCCGGGCCUACGCCAAGAUGUGCCUCCACGCCGCCCGCUACCCUCACGCCGCCGUCAACGGGCUCCUGCUGGCCCGGGCCCCCCGCCCGGGGGGCUGCCUCUGCCUCAGAGACUGCGUCCCCCUCUUCCACAGCCACCUGGCCCUCUCCGUCAUGCUGGAGGUCGCCCUGAACCAGGUGGAUCUGUGGGGUGCCCGGGGCAACCUGGUGAUAGCCGGCUAUUACCACGCCAACGCAGCCCUGGAGGACCAGAGCCCCGGGCCCCUGGCCCUGAAAAUCGCCGGGCGCGUCGCCGAGUUCUUCCCGGACGCCGUGCUCAUCAUGCUGGAUAACCAGAAGAUGGUGCCCCAGCCCCGCGUGCCCCCCGUCCUCGUCCUGGAGCAUCACAACCAGCGCUGGGCCCCCAAGGAUAAGAACGUGGUGAUGUGGCGGGACUGGGAGGAGUCGCGGCAGCUGGUGGGCGCCCUGCUGGAGGGCCGGGCCCAUCAGCACCUCGUCGACUUCGACGCCCACCUGGACGACAUCCGGCGGGACUGGACCAACCAGAGGCUGAACGUGGAGAUCGCGCGGAGGGCGGCCGCCGCCGCCAACGGCAGCGCCGCCGUCCAAUAAAGAGGCCGCCGCCGGG
Messenger RNA from Tachyglossus aculeatus (Australian echidna), 696 nucleotides. RefSeq names its product ER membrane protein complex subunit 9 (gene EMC9). NCBI's taxonomy places the organism in Eukaryota, Metazoa, Chordata, Mammalia, Monotremata, Tachyglossidae. Bases 48 to 680 code for a protein of 210 amino acids. The transcript has 6 exons. The record is from RefSeq and is a predicted model, not a curated record. Gene Ontology annotation, cellular component: EMC complex.